Aspergillus pseudotamarii is the source of this 1810-nucleotide messenger RNA. RefSeq lists its product as uncharacterized. The record is from RefSeq and is a predicted model, not a curated record. The transcript has 5 exons. The coding region runs from base 358 to 1503 and encodes 381 amino acids. Lineage: Eukaryota; Fungi; Ascomycota; Eurotiomycetes; Eurotiales; Aspergillaceae.
GGGAGCCACCACCAUAUCCCGAACGGGUAACCCUAAGGUCAUUCAUUAGGAGCGGAAUGGGGACAAGACGCACCGGACAAGCGUUUGGCGUCCCCGCUGCCAACUUCCAACGGUCAUUCAGAUCCAACCUGUCGGGCCAUGUGGUUAUCAGACGGGAAUUGAUUUCGACCCGUCCCCUUUCCCCCCCUGGAUAGAAAUGGAUACAUCGAUCUUCCGUGCGCCGGGUUCCGGGCUAAGCACCAUCCAGUUAUAAAGCUACUUUUAUAACCAAAGUUCAGCGCUUUUACCUCCCCUGAUCUUUCCCCCCGUUUGCUCUCCUAUGAUCUGAGUGCCCGCACGGACGUCCAGACUGCCACCAUGGCCGGGGAUGAUUUUACCAUCGAGGCCUUCACCCUCCUCAGCAUCGCCAUUGUCACCAUCGCCAUCCGCAUCACUGCACGAUGGAUCACCGCUGGACCGAGAAAUUUCAAGCUCGAUGACUUCCUCAUGCCUGUAGCGGGGGUGGUUUACGGGUUGGAAACGGGCGCCGCUUACUGCGUUGGCGCUUGGUGGAUGGGUCUAGCCAAUAACGCCAUGACCGACGAGCAACGAGCCACGCUUUCUCCCACUUCAGAAGAAUACCGUCUGCGUGUAGGUGGCUCCAAGACCCAGGUUCUGGGUUGGUCGUUGUAUACAACCCUGCUGUGGUUGCUGAAAGCUUGCAUGGCUAUUUUCUACUCGCGAUUGACAGCCGGCCUGAUCAACAUGAAACGUCGGGUCCAAAUCGCCUACGUCCUCAUCGGCGCCACUUAUAUCGCCGUCAUCUGCUCGAUCCUCUUCGGUUGUCAUCCCAUGCAUAAGAACUGGCAGAUAUACCCCGACCCAGGCAACUACUGCCAGCCCGCGGUGUCGCAGAUCGACGUCUACGUUACUGUCACCUUGAACGUUGCGACAGAUGUGUACUUGAUAUCGAUUCCAACACCGAUGCUCUUCAAAGCUCGUCUCCCCUGGCGCGAGAAAUGCGAGCUCCUCGUCCUUUUUAGCGGCGGAAUCUUUGUCAUGGCCGCCGGUAUCCUCCGCUGCGUGUUAAUCGUCACGGCCGGUGCAAACGGCGCCCAACAAGCCGGCAGCUGGGCCUGCCGCGAAACCUUCGUAGCCGUAGUAAUCGGCAACGCACCGAUGAUCUACCCCUUAUGUCGACGCAUCGCACGCCGCGCCGGCUGGUACAUCAGCACCAAGGGCAUUACCUCCAACAGCUACCCAUUAACCGAUAGCGAAGUACUUGGUGGCGGCGGCGGUAACGGUGGCGGCCAUAACUCGAAGAGCACCAUGCAUAGCAGUAAUCGGAAACGGAAGUUUAAGCAUCCGUUGUCGUUGCCGGAUACGCAGUAUCAUGAUGAGCAGACGAUCUUGCCGCGUUCGGAACCGCCGACGGUUUGCGAGGCUGGGACUUGGGAUGAGGAGAGUCGGGGGAGUCAGGAGGGGAUUAAGGUUGUUAGGGAGACUAUUGUGCACAGGCAAUAGAUUCUAUCUUUAUUUCUUUUGUUACUUUGGUUUUCUUUUGGGUUGGUUGGGGAUGGUGGAGUCUAGUCUUGAGAUCUUUUCUUCUGUGGAUAUUACUUCUUUUUCUUUUCUGGCAUAUAUAUACACGGAUACCUAGUUGAUAUAUGAUAUGAUAUAUAUGUAUGUACAAAGACAUAGACAACAAACAGCUUCAAUGAAUCAUAAGCUCGUGAUUUUUUUUUUUUUUGCCAUUGCCAUUGCCAUUGCAUUUGACAUACUUAAACAAAAAGAAUAAGAUUCCGACUCAGUGGGUCAAAGGAAAUGAAAA